AUGGCUUGGAUGAUAUCCAGCGCAUUACAUGACAACGCUUCUCUGAGCUCGCAGGUCGUUCCCAUCAAACUAUUCCUCCACCAUCUAUUGACGCCUCUAUCAGACGUGCACAAGGAUAUGAGCUUGUUGCUCAUUCUUAUUGCAAGCCUCUUAUCGACCGGCCUAACAAAAUUGGUCAAUGUUACUAUCGACGACACUUAUGGAGAUCCCAUAACCGGAAAUCAAAUCGUAUACAGUCCGUCAAGCGCGUGGCAGCAAGGAAAUGGAUGUGGACCUUGUACUGCUAAACCAAGUCCUUCCAGCAAUGCCUGGAUGGGAACGUGGCACGACGCAACAUUCAAUCCCAACGACACCAGCGUGAACAAUGCCAUUGGACAGAUUAUCAACGCAUCGGUGGAAUUCUUUGGUGCCGCUGUAUAUGUCAACUGUAUAUUAACGAGGUCGGCGUCUUCUCCCGACGGAAACACGGAUCUGACGUUCUUUCUUGACGACACUGAGGCUGGCGUGUUCCAAAUGAGUCCGAACGGGGACACGACAUAUCAUUUCAAUUCCACUGUUUUCUCCAUGACUGGGAUUUCAAAUUCUUCACAUACUCUUCGUAUGGAAUCGGGGCUUGCUGGACAAAAGGCAAUGAUUCUACUUGAUUCGAUUAUAUACACAGUGGAUGAUGGAGAACAAGAUACCGGUUCAUCACCUUCGUCAGUUCCGGAUGCUGCCACGCCGAGUAGUGCUGAUCGGUUGAAUAAGGCGCUGGUUGCCGGACUCGUUGUAGUGAUAGUCGCGAUCAUUGGCUUCGUCAUCGGCUUCGUUAUUUAUCUAAAGCGGGAUCGAAAAAAGAGGAAUCAAUGUGUUGGGUUUGACGUCAGCGGGAAAAUUACACCUUUCGAGCAAGGAAUUAGUUCUGCGCAACAUUCGCGGGCCGUAUCUCCUAUUGCAAGCUCGUAUCAGGGAUCCGAAGUUUCAAAUAAAUAUACCUGACACCGCACAUUUUGCGAAGGUGGACUGGUCGACGUCAUGCAUAAUGCAUUAGGGAAUUCCAGGAUCACACAGGUUGCGAACUGGUACAUACAACUUCGCCGAUUACUCUGCUUCGAUGUGCAUACGAUUUCACUCGUCGCUCUCUAUUCCAUCGAGGCAUGCGCUGGAUACAUCUUCACAGUCGGAUAUAUUCAUCUAGUGGAAGAACAUUCCGACUGUGUCAUCAGGAGCUCAUCGACCGCACUACGUAGUGUGCUUGUAUAGAUGCAUCUAUAAGCCCAUGCCUCUAACCCUGUCACAUUUGGCCUCCAGCCAGCAGCCAAGGCUUCG
Molecule: messenger RNA, 1308 nt
Organism: Fomitiporia mediterranea MF3/22
Lineage: Eukaryota; Fungi; Basidiomycota; Agaricomycetes; Hymenochaetales; Hymenochaetaceae
Exons: 4
Coding region: 1-978 (325 amino acids)
Source: RefSeq, a predicted model, not a curated record